AUGAGUGUGAUUUCUUCUUCAUCCACCUAUUCAUCCUUUUCCGAAUCGGACGCUGAAUUAUUAUCUUCAUCAUUGCAUCAUCCUCCGUAUGUGGCCCAUAAUGAUCAUCGUGAUGAUGGGUUGGAUGAAUUGGAUGCAGACCAUCGAGAGGAUGAUGAUGAUUUACUGAACGAAGAAGAAUAUGAACAAGGCUUUGAUGAAUCUCUUUCAAGAUUGUCCAUGAUGGAAGAUGAGUUUCAUCAUCACCAACACGAGUUGUUCAAUGGAGAAGAUGACCCACAUACUCUUUCUGAAGCAAAGAAAAGAACUUUAAAGAGAAGAUUGGCCAACAUCUUCCAUCGUGGUGUUGGUGCUGGUUCUGUUUCUUGUUCUUCUCAAGACCUCUUUCUGUGUGGUUCUGUUUUUCAUACGACUCGCAUUCAACAACAACGUAUGGAAUACAUCAAGAAGAGAAGUAUUCAACAGCUCUCCAACCAUGCGAAUAAUAAUGGUAUUAAUAAUCCUUUCAACAAUACCAUGAGUGCUUUUUCAGCAGCAACGAGUCAUCGCUCUGUGGAUAUUGAACAUCGUGAAGAAGAUGCUUCAUCCGCCUUGUUUUAUAAAUCUUUACCCUUUGGCGAGAAUAUUCGACACAUUUCAUGUGGCUCGAAUCAUUACAUGAUUUUGACAGAGAGCGGUCGAUUGUUUUGCAGUGGAAGAAAUGAUUUUGGACAAUUGGGUAUUCCAGAAACUUUGAAUCGAAGAUUGGAAGGUUCUUUACUUGACUUGAAUGCUCGUUUAGGAGGAAAUCUCAAUGCAACAUCUUUAUUGAGCGCAUCCAAUGAUAAUACGAAUGGAUUGAAUUUAAUGUCACCUAGAGAUUACACUCCAGCAGUGUCACCUCGAACAACAGUUGUGAAUAAUCAAGCACAACCAAUCAUUCCUGAACAAGUCACACUUUUGCAAAAAGAGUUUAAUCCUCAUCCUGAUUUGGAAUUGAAUUUUCUUGUGGAAUGCAACUUAUCAUUACUCAUUCCUGCUGUGGAGAAUAUUGGAAAACCUGUGUUACCAAAACGAAGAGCCUCUCGAGUAUUUUCAAGAAUGAACGAUUUACAAAAUCAUUUUGGAGUUCGAUUGGUUUCAUGUGGCUCCAAUCACACCAUCAUUGUCACAAAUAAUGGUGAUUUAUAUUCAACAGGAGCCAACGUGGAUGGACAACUUGGAUUAGGCGAUUUUUGUGACCGUUUCAUAUUUUCGAAAAUUAAUGUAUGUUUAGAACAACCCAUUCAACAAUUGCAUUGUCAAUUCAAUCACAGUGCCAUCAUUACUACUCGUGGAGAGUUGUAUGUAUGUGGCUCGAAUGCAAAUGCUGAAACUGGACUCUUGCUUCCCAAAGCGAAAGUGAGCGUUUUUUCACAAGUUCCCAUCAACGUUCCUGUAAAAUCGAUUCGAUUUACAAUGGAUAGUACUGUUGUACUGAGUACCGAUGGAGACUUGUACAGUUGUGGAAUUGGUGGAGAGCUCAAUAAUGACCAAAAUGGAGAUAAUUCCUCUGUCGAUGAGAAACGAUUUACCAUGUACAGAAAAAUGUCCAUCAUUCCAUCCUUUAAAAAAGUGAAUAUUAACAAUGAGAAGUUUGAACAGAUUCAUUGUGGAGCUACAUUCACACUGGCAGCAACUACUAAUGAUGAAGUGUUUGUGUUUAAUAAUGGUUCUACUAGCUCAGGAGAGGAAUAUUCCCAAUCACCAAGAUACAACACCUCGUCGUCAACUUCAGUGAUGGACCAUUACUUGUCGUAUCGUCAAUCCAUGUUGUUGCCAAGCAAAAAUGGUGGUACUACUGCUACAACGAAACCUUUUAAAACAUUUCGAUUGAAAGCAAAAGAAAAUGAUGACAUUCCUUUCACCACGAAAAUUAAGGACAUUUGUUGUGGACAUAAUCAUGUCAUUAUUACGGAUUAUCUCGAUCAAUUUUAUGGCUUGGGAAGAAAUGAUGAUGGACGAUUGGGAUUUCCAUCGAAACGACCUGACCAUAACAAGAAAAAUGGAACUCUUGAAAAGAAACCAAUCUAUGUGAAUGAUGUCAAACGGGUGGAAUUUUCAAAUCGAUACAUGCAAUCGUUUAACUCGGUAGCAUGUGGAGAAAAGUUUACAAUAUUUUACAAUAAGAGGGAGGAUGAAUUGGUGGAAUUGCAAAAAAGAAAACAGAAUCCACUUCCUCUCAAACCAUUGUUCACAAAACGAGUUCACACCUUGCCAUCAAGUGGCACUUGCUUGAACGUAUUUCAUCCACUUUUGCAACAAUUGUGCCCAAGCUUAGCUUCUUGCCUUUCUACAGAUCGUUCCUUGAAUGUUCAACCUUCAGAUGUGCCCCUACUUCAAUUGCUUAUUGACUCUAUCAUUAAUGAGGAGGAUAUUGAUCAGGACGUCAUGGAUGAUGGUUCCAAAUUGUUAAGAUUAUUAUAUUUAUUAUCCGUUCAUGUGAAAUUGGGUGAACAAGUAGAUCUAAAGUUGAAAAUCCUAUGGAAAUUAUUGGACCUAAUUUCCAUGGAAAACGUGAACACAUUCCUGCAAGACAUUGUCUCAUGUAUGGAAGAAAUGGACCGAGUCAAUACAUCCUCGUCUGAAAAUAAGAUUAAUUCAGCGGUUCUUAAGAAAUUGAACGAUUAUCAUGAGACGAUACUCAUUGAAAUUGCCAAAUCCUGCUACAAGUGGAUGUUCUUACUUGGAGAAUAUUGCAAAGAUUUACUGGACAUGUCACUCGGCGUGAAAUCAGAACUCGCUCAACAACUUGUGAAAAGAAAAUUACCAAACAUGUUUAAGCAAACUUCUCUCGCAUAUUCAGUGAUUGUUCGAAGUGAAUUACAGACCCAUAAUCAUCUCACAUCACCAUUGGGAGCGGCUAGAAAGUCACUUUACAACCAUCAAGAGACAAGCGACAUUAAGGUCGCAUUGAACCACCAUCGAGCCAACCUCAUUCAUGCUCACAAGACAAUUCUCGCAAGUUGCUCUCCAGUAUUGGAUUCAUUUCUACGAAAACAACACGAAUCUACCCACAGUGCACACACGAAUAGUGAAACGCUUGAUUUAUACUCGUUAUGUUUUGGAACUGAACUUCAUCUAUUGAAUCGAAAUUUCACUCAAAAAUCUCUCGAAUUAUCACUCCAAUACAUGUACGACGUGUACGACACCAAUCUUGACAUGAAUCCCUUAAUGGACCCGAAAGAGGGAAUUGAUUUAUUUUUCUGUAUUCAAAUUGUGGCACUCAAAUUACAAUCCAAUUACCUACAACAGAAGGGAUUUGAAAUUUUAGAAUUAUUCAAAAAGAAUUUAGCAGACGAUCAUACCAUUUCACUGGUUGAGAGAUCACUCGAUUUUGUUGAAAGCUACAAACUACAAGAUCCAUUCAAGGAAGAUUUCACAAGAGCCAUUGUGAAAAUUGUGAAUGACAAAUGGCCAUCCUUGUCAGCAAGAUGUCGAUCUCGAUCCGAUUGGAAAUAUAUUUUGCAAUUAUUCUAUAAUUUUGUGGAGGAGGAACAAUAUUAUGACUUUUUGUAA
Molecule: messenger RNA, 3537 nt
Organism: Naegleria lovaniensis
Lineage: Eukaryota; Heterolobosea; Eutetramitea; Acrasida; Naegleriidae
Exons: 2
Coding region: 1-3537 (1178 amino acids)
Molecular function (GO): protein binding
Source: RefSeq, a predicted model, not a curated record